AUGGCGCUCAACACCCGGGCCUGGGCCCUGCUGGAGGCAGUGAGGGAGAAGGCAGCUUGCCAAGAAACUCGAGAGAAGCAGCUGGCAACUGAGGCGUCUGAGCUGUGUGUGAGGCUCCAGAGCUCUGAGGAAAGAGCAGAGGCCAUUGCCUCACAGUGUAAGGCCAUGGAGCUGGAGCUGAGGAAGAGACAGGCUGAGAGAGACAAUCUCAGGGCUCGCAAUAAGGAGCUGCUGAAACAGCUGGAGCAAACAAUGUUGAGGGCAGAACACCUGAAAAUCUCUCUGGAAUGUUCCCAGAAGAAAGACACCAUUGCCCAAAAGGAAGAGGAUGUGAUUCUUCGUCACUCUCUGCAGAAGAAACUGGAAAACCUGGAGAAGGAAAGGAACCAUGUUCAGCAUGAACAGGAAUUGUACCAGCAGCACAUGAGAUAUCUGGAAAAGGAGAAUGAAAUGCAUGAAGCUGACAUGCAAAGUCAAAAGGAACAAAUGCAACAACUGGGCACUGAAAAGGAAACCAAGCUGGAGGAGUGGGAGCAUGGGGCUGCUGCUUUGCAGAAAUGGAGGGAGUAUGCUCAGAUACUGAGUGCUGCACUGAACAAGAGUGAAAUUGCCAAAGGGGCUCUGAAGAAACGCUUAGACAUCCUGAAAGGAAAGAUCCAGGCAGGCAGAGGCAUUGACUUUCAGUCCAUUCCAGUGCCCCUGAAUUAUUCCAGUGGUUUCCCAGGAGGAGGAGUCAUCGAGCUGGUCUCUGGAGCACCUUAG
Molecule: messenger RNA, 762 nt
Organism: Passer domesticus (house sparrow)
Lineage: Eukaryota; Metazoa; Chordata; Aves; Passeriformes; Passeridae
Product: RUN and FYVE domain-containing protein 2-like
Exons: 5
Coding region: 1-762 (253 amino acids)
Source: RefSeq, a predicted model, not a curated record